CAGUGAUCACAUUCUUGAAUGUGCAGGUUUCUUUAGAAAUCAAAUCAACUGUCUCAACAGCAGACUUUCAAAGUAUGAGCUUUAUAUUUAUGUCUACUGGAUAUAUGGAAAGACCGACUACAGCUCGUUCCUUCCCUCCUUCACUUCCCUUUCCUCAUCCUUUGAAGGCGUCUUCUCCCUUGACCAUUUCUUAUUCUGGGCUCGGUUCAACAAUACCUUUUCAAUAAUCGUGCUCUCUCUUUUUUCCUGGGUAGCUUUGUUUAUCCGUUCCCAUUUAGUGGGAACUCCCAUGGGCUUAUAUCACCUUUGGCAAUGUCGCAACAAGUCCCUCCCGAUGCAGAACCACCGAGUUUGAUCCCUCUACAAGGUGCCCAUAAGGCCUUGGUCGAGCAAGAUCCUACUCCUGUGGCUGGAAAUGCGGCGGUUCCUUCUCAGACAGUCCGAGACCCCUACCCUCCACUCAGGCCUGCGAGCAUCACGCUACUCAGUUCGUCCUCGUCUCUUAUCUGAAACCUCUGCAUAAAUUCUGAUCAUUAUCAGCGAUCGGUGGAGGGAUAGGCACGGGAUUGAUGAUUGGAAGCAGCAGUGCUCUUUCAGAGUAAGAACCUCCGGAUCAUUAAAAGAUGUCUCUACAUACUAAUAACUCCGUGUGCUGUCCAGAGCUGGACCUGCAUCGAUUCUUAUUGCGUAUACUGCCAUCGGAUUUAUUGUGUAUUUGGUGAUGUGCGCCCUCGGCGAGAUGUGCGCCUGGCUGCCUGUAUCUCCCAC
Molecule: messenger RNA, 768 nt
Organism: Penicilliopsis zonata CBS 506.65
Lineage: Eukaryota; Fungi; Ascomycota; Eurotiomycetes; Eurotiales; Aspergillaceae
Exons: 2
Coding region: 313-510 (65 amino acids)
Source: RefSeq, a predicted model, not a curated record